Messenger RNA from Lucilia cuprina (Australian sheep blowfly), 594 nucleotides. RefSeq lists its product as uncharacterized. The transcript has 2 exons. The record is from RefSeq and is a predicted model, not a curated record. Bases 1 to 594 code for a protein of 197 amino acids. Lineage: Eukaryota; Metazoa; Arthropoda; Insecta; Diptera; Calliphoridae.
AUGAAAUACAGAUUGAAAUUUACGGCAGCAAUAUUAUUUGGAAAAAUAUUACGCAAUAUGUCGUCACAAAUUGUAUACCAACACAAAAAGUUCGCUGCUAAAGCUGAAGACUACACUCACAAGAAAUUUGGAAAGCAUACAAACAAGCGUAAGCAUGACGAGUUGGAGGAGAAGGAAAAUGUCAGCCCAAUUACUGCACAAACUAUAUUGGACUUAAAAGCACAAGAAGUUAAUCAAAUGGAGAAACCUUUACCCAAGAGGAAACAAACUAAAGCUUUGUUCAGACCCUGGUUGGUGGAAAGUGAUAAGAAAAAGGAACAUACAUCAACUCCCUUAAAUGCCACCAAUAACAAUAUCCUGCCUCAACAGCAUAAUGCCACACUGGAACAACAGAAACGCAGGCGCAACCAUUUAGAUCAUCACAAUCAUCAGCAGCAACAAUUGGCUCAACAGUUGCGUUUGCAACAACUUCAACAAUAUAACGUCUAUCAAUAUUAUCAAGCUGCUGUAAUGCAACAAAAUCUGUAUUUAAGACAUUUGCAACAGUUGGCUUUACAACGACAAGGACAGUUAUUUGUUUUUGGUCAACAAUAA